AAUACCAAAAGUCCAAAACCAUCCAUAACCCAAAAAGAGUCUCUUCCGUGUCACAAGAAACCAACACACAUAGAACAGAAGAAACCAUGAAACCUUCUCUUCAUCAACCACUUCUCUUCUUCUUCUUAGCCACCGUCCUCCCAUUAAUCCUGACCGUCCAUCCUCAAUCAGACGACUCAGAUUUCAUCCGUACUAGCUGCAACACCACAUUAUACCCUGACCUAUGCUUCUCCUCUCUUUCUUCCUUCUCUAGCUCUGUCCACAACGAUCCAGCCCUCUUGGCUCGAGCCGCCAUCUCCGUCACUCUCACCAAGACUCUCGACUUAGCCUCAUACCUCGCCAACGUCACCACUCUCCAGCCGGAGAGCAACGAAGAUGGUGCCCACCACCCAACCGCAGCCGCUGUUUUUCAUGACUGCUUCGACAAUCUUAAAGAUGCGGUCGAAGAAAUGAGAGGCUCGAUGAAACAGAUGAGGGAGCUGGUCUCGACUGGCUCGCUCGAGUCCUUCAGGUUCCAAAUGAGUAACGUGCAGACGUGGCUCAGUGCGGCUUUAACCGAUGAAGAGACUUGUACGGACGGGUUUAAAGACAUUCACGAUGAGCCGAGGAAGGAUGACAUAUGCGCACGGGUCGAUGACGUCAAAAAGAUGACUAGUAAUGCGUUGGCUCUAGUUAAUCGAUGUGUUGAUAAGGCGAUCCAUUGAGCAUUCUAUCAAUUAAUCACCAAAUAUUAAUUCUUCUUCUUUUUUUUUUUUUUAAACUCGAAAAAGAAAUUAUUGUUUAAAUGUUUUUGGUUCUCACGCGUGCAUGAUAGAGAUAUAAUAAGAUAAGCCUAUUUGUUAUUGGCUGUAAUGAAAUAGUGAUAUUAUGUAGUUGUUAACGCUUUUUGUUUGUCGAAAUUACGAAAAGAAUCAAGUGUGUGUAAAAAGAAUUAGUAGUCUAUUAUUUCUUAUA
This is a messenger RNA of Arabidopsis lyrata subsp. lyrata, 954 nucleotides long. RefSeq names its product 21 kDa protein. The transcript has a single exon. The record is from RefSeq and is a predicted model, not a curated record. Lineage: Eukaryota; Viridiplantae; Streptophyta; Magnoliopsida; Brassicales; Brassicaceae. Gene Ontology annotation, molecular function: enzyme inhibitor activity. Gene Ontology annotation, biological process: negative regulation of catalytic activity. Bases 87 to 704 code for a protein of 205 amino acids.